Messenger RNA from Drosophila willistoni, 915 nucleotides. RefSeq names its product farnesol dehydrogenase. Gene Ontology annotation, molecular function: oxidoreductase activity. Bases 5 to 766 code for a protein of 253 amino acids. The record is from RefSeq and is a predicted model, not a curated record. The transcript is spliced from 3 exons. Lineage: Eukaryota; Metazoa; Arthropoda; Insecta; Diptera; Drosophilidae.
CAUCAUGGAACGGUGGCGCAACAAAGUAGCGGUAGUUAGUGGCGCCAGCUCUGGGAUUGGAGCGGCCUGUGCUAGGGCAUUGGUCGGUGCCGGUCUGGUUGUUGUUGGGCUGGCCCGACGCCAGGAGCUGGUUGAACAACUGCGAUCUGAAUUGCCCAAGGACGAGCAAAGGCAACGCAUGCAUGCGGUCAGGUGCGACAUAACGCAAGAGUCGCAGGUGCUCGAGGCAUUCGAUUGGGCUAAACGCCAAUUGGGCGGCUGCGAUAUACUUGUAAGCAAUGCGGGCAUUAUUGCCACCGCCGAAUUGAGUGGCCAGAAUAACACAGAGCCUAUGCAAAGGACAUUGCAAACGAAUAUCAUGGGCAGCAUGUAUUGCAUACGUGAGGCAUUCCAAUCGAUGAGGCAACGCUCGGCCGAGGGACAUGUGGUAAUUGUGAAUAGUGUGGCCGGACACCAGGUACCCAAUUUGGGACCCCAAUUGCCAUCGUUGAAUAUUUAUCCAGCCAGUAAGUUCGCAUUGCGUGCCAUGAAUGAAAUUUAUCGUCAGGAAUUUCAACGUCAUAAAACCCGCGUUCGAGUAUCGACCAUCAGCCCGGGCAUUGUUGAUACGGAUAUUUUGCCCGAACAAAUACAGGGUGUCAUCAAACAGCAUAUGCCCAUGCUCAGAUCGGAGGAUAUAGCCGAUGCGGUGCUCUGGACCAUUGGAACACCUUCAAAUGUACAAGUUCACAAUAUAACGAUCAAGCCGCAGGGUGAAAAAUUUUAAAUCACUUGGAUUAAAUUAAAAUUAAACAAUAAUUGAGAAUCAUUUCAAUGUCUUAGUUAACUUUUUGCCAAUUAUCAGAUUAACUGGAAUUGCGUAACAAAUUUACACAGAAGUUGUAUUAAAGACCCAUUUUUUUGGGAUAAAAGAAA